Molecule: messenger RNA, 1322 nt
Organism: Hyphopichia burtonii NRRL Y-1933
Lineage: Eukaryota; Fungi; Ascomycota; Pichiomycetes; Serinales; Debaryomycetaceae
Gene: GLG2
Product: Glg2p
Exons: 1
Coding region: 48-1292 (414 amino acids)
Cellular component (GO): cytoplasm
Molecular function (GO): glycosyltransferase activity
Source: RefSeq, a predicted model, not a curated record
UUUUGAUAUUCUUAUUAACAUGGAUUUCUUUUAGUGUAGAAACAUCAAUGCCAACUGCUUUCAUUACUCUUUUAACCAGUGAACCUUACGUAGCUGGUGCGUUAGUACUUGCUCAAACCCUUAAGAAUGAGCUUCAUACAAAACAUAAAUUAGCUAUAUUACUUGAUCCAACCGGGAUUUCUCCUAAAUCGCUAGAAUUAAUUAAACUGAUCUAUGAUGAUAUUAUUCCAAUUGAUGAUAAGCUAAUCAAUGGAUCUUUAAAAGAAGUGAUUGCGAAAUUGGGUAGAGAUGAGUUAAAUGUUACCUUCACUAAAAUAUUAUUAUGGAAUCAAAUACAAUAUUCCAAAUUAGUUUAUCUUGAUAGUGAUACUCUACCAUUGAAGAAUUUGGAUCAUUUGUUUGAGUUGUAUAAAGAUACAGAAGCUCAUGAAAUCGUGGCUAGUCCAGAUAUUGGCUGGCCAGACAUUUUUAAUAGUGGAUUAUUAAUUCUAACCCCAGAUGAGCAAAUUCAUAAAGAAUUGGUUCUGUUUUCGGGUAUUCAGGAUGCUUCCUUUGAUGGUGCUGAUCAAGGUUUGUUGAACGAAUUUUUCCAUUUAAAACCCAAAGAAUCAAAUUCAACUUCUAAGAAAUGGAUCCGUUUACCUUUUGUAUACAAUGUAACCCCUUCAGAUAAUUAUCAAUACUUACCGGCUUUAACCCGCUUCUUCAAAGAUAUAAACUUGUUACAUUUCAUUGGCCAAUUCAAACCAUGGCAUACCAAAGUGAAUUCUUCAACUCUGGAAUCAGAUUCUAGAUUACACGCUUUAUGGUGGGAAAAAUUUAAUAAAUACUAUACUGAAGAAUCCGAUCGUAUUGGUUUAUUGAAUAUCAACCUUGCUCAAGGUGAAGCUCAUAAAUUAAAUUUCGGUAAAUUGAUCAAUUCCUGGGAUACUAAUGAUACUCCGAGUCAACUCAUCGAACCCUUUGAUCAAACCACCUUGGAGGACGAUUCCCAGCCUUCAAAAAUCUUUCCUUGGGAACAUAGAGAAGAAAAGAAACCAACUAGGAUUUUCCAUAAAGUUAACGAAGAUCCUCCAAUUAGAAAACCCCCAAUUCUCAAGUCUUCUCGAAAAUCAGGAACUUCUACUUCUACUUCUGCUUCUACUUCUGCUUCUACCUCCGCCUUGAAAAGUAACUAUGAAUUUAAUAAAAAUCAAGACAACGACUUUGAUCCAGAAAAAUCAUUGGAUGAAAUCUCCAAAUUACCAAUCAAGUUAUUAUCGAAGAAGGGAGAAUCCGAAUCGAAAAAAUGACUCUGAAUUCCAACUAUACUUCCACCCUCU